Messenger RNA from Dissoconium aciculare CBS 342.82, 1356 nucleotides. RefSeq names its product kinase-like protein. The record is from RefSeq and is a predicted model, not a curated record. Gene Ontology annotation, molecular function: protein serine/threonine kinase activity; ATP binding. Gene Ontology annotation, biological process: peptidyl-threonine phosphorylation; peptidyl-serine phosphorylation. The annotation marks the transcript as partial. Lineage: Eukaryota; Fungi; Ascomycota; Dothideomycetes; Mycosphaerellales; Dissoconiaceae. The transcript is spliced from 2 exons.
AUGCCGGGAUCGAGAUCGAACGCGAAGCCUGCUUCGAGCAGCUUGAAGCCACGACAUGGAUUGACCGCUUCGACUAUUUCGGCAAUCGUCAAAGAUAAGGAUGAUCUUGCUGCUGACGAUGAGAUGCGCCGAUUAUCGCAGAAGCGACGCGAUGUGGACACAGCUGCGCGAGAAACCGAGGAUUUGAAACGCCGUGCCGUGGCACGCACCCCGAUGACGCCCGAACAAGUUCUACAAGAUCGAAAUUACUCGCUGAACAUUUUUGAACGUGGUGAGAUCAUGGACUUUCAGAAAGAGGGCAUCUUCUUCACAGGAACCAAGACGGCACGGAAGGUCAUCGGUUCGCUCGCGCCUACGCCACAGGUUUCGUCAGAUGACAAGAAUUCCAAGGCUGGCAAUUAUGGAUAUGAUGAUGAACGCGGUGAUUACAAUAUCGUGCUGGGCGACCAUUUGGCGUACCGCUACGAGGUUGUCGAUGUCCUUGGCAAGGGAAGUUUCGGACAGGUUGUGCGUUGCGUUGAUCACAAAGCGGGUGGUAUCGUUGCUGUCAAGAUCAUCAGGAACAAGAAGCGAUUCCAUCAGCAGGCUCUGGUCGAAGUUGGAAUUCUGAGCCGGCUACGAGAUUGGGAUCCCGAGGGAACGCACGCAACAUUGUCCAUCACAUCGUCUUUCUAUUUCCGAUCACAUCUCUGCAUCGUUACGCCUUGUCUCAGCAUCAACUUGUACGAGCUGAUCCGAGCGCACAACUUCGUCGGCUUCUCACUGCCGCUCAUCCGUCGUUUCGGACGACAGAUGCUCGCAUGUCUGGUCCUGCUGCAGAACAAGCGCAUCAUCCAUUGUGAUCUCAAACCCGAGAACAUCCUUCUUUACGAAGCAAGAAAGGCAGACAUCCGAGUCAUCGAUUUCGGAAGCAGUUGCAAGGAGGAAGAAAAGGUCUACACUUAUAUCCAGUCCCGUUUCUACCGAAGUCCGGAAGUCAUCCUGGGAAGCACAUACGGAUUGGGGAUCGAUAUGUGGUCGUUUGGUUGCAUCUUGGCGGAGCUUUGGACUGGCUACCCGAUUUUCCCUGGCGAGAAUGAACAGGAACAGCUGGCAUGCAUCAUGGAGAUCUUUGGACCGCCGGACCGACAUCUCGUGGAACGGUGCACCCGCAAGAAGCUCUUCUUUGACUCGGUUGGAAAACCUCGCGUGACCGUCAGCAGCAAGGGCCGCCGCAGACGACCUAGCUCGAAGACCUUGGCGCAGGCGCUGAAGACCGAGGAUGAAGCGUUCCUCGAUUUCGUCACUCGCUGCUUGCGAUGGGAUCCUGACCGCCGUAUGAAGCCCCAUGAAGCCGUCACUCAUCCGUUCAUCACC